UAUACUGGUCCGUGUACAUUUUAACAGUUUGAUUUUCCAACCAAAUUAAAAGUUGGAAAAACGAGAAAACUAUCCAUUUUCUCAUUUUCCGUUUUUCUCUUAAAAUGAGAAACCCCAAAACAACCACGUGCUGUGUUACCAGCGGGUUCAGACACAUUCACAGCUUCAGAUCUAAAACUGGCAGACCUUGUUUAUACAUAUACUGUAGUUCUGCACAUUACACUAUACAGUAUAUUUAUGUUUCUAUAUGCACAGCUGUAUCCAUCUGAUUAAGCUGGGAGACACAGAACAGGUUGAAACAGACUGUUUGUCAGAGUGGAGAGUUUACUGUCAUGUUUUGAUCAUUUACAGUAUAUGCAGACAUGUAGUUGCCACAUCUUGACUGACUUGUGGCGGUAAUAUUUGUAUAGGCCACUAGGCCUCAACCAAAGGGCUUUAAUUAAUAACUCUGGGGAUUGUAGAACACAUAAAUGACUGUAGAAUAACAUUUGGCGCAUCCACAGAGAGUCAAAAAUUAUUCUCUACUCUGACAAACAUACGUCUGGGACACAUUCCUUCUAUCGACCCCUGUGGUCUGACCCAGUGACAGUCUAAGUUUCAACCUGUUCACCCCCCUGGACAUCUGUGUCUCCCAUCUUAAUGAAAUGGAUACCAUGAACAUAAAUGUACAGUAUAGUGUAAUGUGUAGAACUAUGUUCACAAACACGAUCUGCCAGUUUUAGAACAGGAGGAGCUUUUAAUGUGUCUGAACACGCCAGUAGCACAGCACCUGGUUGUUUGGGUCGGCUGCCAGGACAGGAAAGUCAUCAGGACCACAGCUCCCACAACGGCAGCUGCAGGUGACUCAACUUUGAACAGGGAAAGUAUCUGUAGACAAAUAUCUGUAACAACAUCUACAUUGAAAGAACUACUUGAAGUAUUGAAAGAAGAAUUUAAAAAAAGUGCCCUCGUAUCAAAUGCUGUUCUUGGCCUGAUCUUAAUUGGUGUAGAGAAAGCAGUGGAAGUGCAGUUUGCAUGCCCUUGUCAUCCUAAACAAAACGAAUGGUUUUCAUUAGCAUAUUUACUACUUCCUGGAUUUUUUGCCUCUGUGCUGAUGCUUGUUAUUCAAGGAUUUGACAAAUUUCGCCAAAGAGAAGAGAUGGUAAAUCUUCUACUUUUUGGUCUGGUUCCUGCCACAAUGUGGCUCAUCCUGGUCCUCUUGGAUGGUCAAUACUAUGUCUGUGGAAAGACAACAUGGAAAGGCAAGUUUGCGAUCAUUGAUAAAGCUGAUCCCCAGAGAUGGUGUGAACCUGACUGCACUAACAGCACUUCAUACAAUGAGAGACUGAGUAAAACCCGUCAGUGGUACUUUCAUUCCCAGGCGUUUGGACUUCUUGUGUUUUUCAUCUGCACAGGUCUACUUAUAGCAUAUGGAGUAUAUAAAUGUCCAUUUAAUGGAAAUCAACCAACAAACCAGGCUAGAGGUGGGACUAAUACUGGUAAUGCUGUAGAACUAACACCAAUCAGCCAACACACUCACACUUAAACCAACACCUCCAUGAACACUGAUUCAACAGUCUCUUACUGUAGUUGCUGUGAUAUUUAGAUAUUUGUUGCUUUGCUAAAUAUCUAAACUUUAGCAGUAACCCAGCAUAUGAAGACAAAUGAAUUGAUUAAUUAAUUUCCUAAUCUUCUUUUACCUAAUAGGAUCCUGUAGUGACAGAGAGCAAGAUUUUUACUGUAUUCUGAUGCCUUAAUGAUGAUUUUUUUUAAUUUGCUUUGAACCACAGAUUUUAUUUGGAAGGUUUGUUAAUAGGCUUAUUCAGGAUUCAUGUUAUCAUUUAUUAAAAUCACAGGUUUUACAUUUAGAUAGAAUAAUACAUACUGUAUAUAUACAUAUAUAUAUAUAUAUUUUGAUAAUAUUAAACAUAAUAUUACAUUUCUAUCAUCUCCACUAUUUUAAUACAUAUAAAAAUAUAAAACAGAAAUAAACAAACAAAUAUUGAGAGGUGGGGGUUAAAUUGCGGGAGCAAGGUGUUCAAUAUGCAUGGACAUGCAAAUCUAUUCAUACAUUUGCACCCAGACUUUGGGUUCAGCACUUUCAUCCAAGUUUCUUGCAACAGAAGGUUAUCUAAUAAAGUGGCCAGUAAGUGCAGCAAGCUUAUGUUUCAAUGAUGUACCAGAUAUAAUAAAGCCCAUUUACAGUGA
Betta splendens (Siamese fighting fish) is the source of this 2187-nucleotide messenger RNA. RefSeq lists its product as uncharacterized. The transcript is spliced from 4 exons. Lineage: Eukaryota; Metazoa; Chordata; Actinopteri; Anabantiformes; Osphronemidae. Gene Ontology annotation, molecular function: monoatomic cation channel activity. The coding region runs from base 740 to 1525 and encodes 261 amino acids. The record is from RefSeq and is a predicted model, not a curated record.